This is a messenger RNA of Australozyma saopauloensis, 1776 nucleotides long. RefSeq lists its product as uncharacterized. Lineage: Eukaryota; Fungi; Ascomycota; Pichiomycetes; Serinales; Metschnikowiaceae. The record is from RefSeq and is a predicted model, not a curated record. Gene Ontology annotation, molecular function: calcium/calmodulin-dependent protein kinase activity; ATP binding. The coding region runs from base 1 to 1776 and encodes 591 amino acids. The transcript has a single exon. Gene Ontology annotation, biological process: cellular response to oxidative stress; protein phosphorylation.
AUGUCUGACUGGCCUGAAACACCAAACACAUCUUCGGCCACGUUCCAGCUAGAACUGGCUCCAAGUCUCCCUCUGCACUAUGAGCUAGGUCCUGUUUUGGGUGAGGGUGCCUUUUCGAGCGUUUACCGGGCUAAAAAUACCAAGACCGGGCAGGAUGUUGCAAUCAAGAUCAUCAACAAACUGAACCUUUCCCAAAAACAAUUGGCUAAUAUCUCCAACGAGAUCCAUGUCAUGAACACUCUUGCCAAUGCCGGCCCACACCCGAACAUCUUGCGCCUCAUUGAGGCUUUUGACACCGACCUGAACUGUUUUAUAGUGUUGGAGUUGUGUGACGGAGGAGAGAUCUUCAACAAGAUUAUCGAGUACACUUACUUCUCGGAACUGCUCUCACGGCACGUCUUUUAUCAGCUCUUAGAUGCCAUCCGCUACAUGCAUGAAAAUCACAUCGUUCACAGAGAUAUCAAGCCCGAGAACUUACUUUUCAAAACAAUUCCUUUCAACGUGCGUUCGGAGGAAGAUGCUAAAGCUGCUCUUCGAGCAUCAGAUGAUGAGUCCAAAGUAGACGAGGGAAAAUUCGUUCCAGGCGUGGGCGGUGGCUGUAUUGGUGCUAUAAAGUUGGCUGACUUUGGCUUGGCUAAACAGCUCAAGUACGAUCUGCUUUCCACCAAAAGAGCCAAUAACCUCAAAACCCCUUGUGGUACUGCCGGAUAUACCGCUCCUGAAGUGAUUCAUUGCGGUGUGGACACCAAGAAGAGAUUCAAGAGCUCCACUUCGCGGAGCAAUUACUACUCCAAGGCAGUUGAUAUCUGGUCACUCGGUUGCUUUCUUUAUACUAUUCUUUGUGGAUUUCCUCCGUUCUAUGACGAAGACCACGUCGUGCUCACUCAAAAGAUCAUCAAAGCUGAUUUUGUCUUCCUAGAGCCUUGGUGGGAUGAGGUCAGUGCUGAGGCCAAAGACCUCAUCACAAGAAUGUUGAUAGUCAAUCCCGAAGAUAGAAUUACUAUUGAAGAAAUCUAUGCACAUCCUUGGGUAGCUAAGGCAACUGCCCCGGAGGCAAAGGAGUACUUUCCUGACAACAUCAAUUUUGCUACGGCUCAUACCCCUCAAAGCAGCAGAAGCGUUAGCGCAAGUCCCUAUCGAAACCCAUCCACGCCUAACGGUCUGAUGAGAGCACUUGUGAGUCCUGGUAUUGCAAUAAAGCAGGUCUUCAACAAUCCGGCUAUGUCGCAUGUAAAUCUCAAGCUGUUGGCGCAAUUGCAGCAACGUGAUACUGAAAUUCACUUUGAUGAAAAUACCAAAUUCAAAGAUGGAUCGUUGCACACAAAGAUUCCUCAAACUCCUGCCCCAAAAGACAUCAGCUUCCGAGACGUCCUUGCAAACAAAGGCCACUUCUCAUUUUCUGAUGAUGAUGAUGAUGACGAAGAUGAAGACGAUGAAGGCAAUGAUUAUAGUGAUGGUAGCUUUUUUGGUGACGAAUCAGAUGAUGAUGGGAAGGUAGAGCUUAUAGCGCGCUUCAAGGAGCUAGAUAUGACUCCUGACGAGAGUCAGGUGUUUGCAGGCGAACAAGCUGGCACCCCCACACGCUCGAAGUAUAUCUCGCUCUCAUCAAACUCCUCAACCGACUCUCUGAAACUCACAUACAACGAAGACGGAUCUGUUCUGCGGUCGUCCUCUGUCAUGAGCAAUGGUGCUUCUGAUAUGAAGUUUACGCUCAAUUUGAACGACCUGAAUUUGUUGAAGAGAAGAACGUCUGUGAAAAGUACCAGCCAGGCUUGA